UCUUAAUCAUUUACGCGAGCGUCGCGGGGAGAAAAAAGAACCUGAUUUAUUUCGACGCCUCUGGCGUAAGAAAGAGAUUUAUACAAUUUUUCGCUUCCGACGUUGUAAUCCAAUAUGGCUGCGAUGAGCGAUGAGAAGUCUUGAAAGGAUAAAAAUGAAAUGCAGACAUAACGUAUCGCGUUGUCCGAAAACGUCGUAGCCUUAGAUAAAUCUAUCCGCAUCUAUUCUCUGUCUUCCGAAUAGAACGAAGAAGUGGGAGAUGUGACUACUCGCUAUAUAACGAGGUCUUGGCUGGUAUGGACGCUUCUUUAAUUUUCCCUCUCUCUCUCUCUCUCUAUCUCUGCCUCCCAUUCUUCUUCUCCCUCCUUCUAUCUGGUGACGCGUGCACGGGUAACACGCAUUCGUACACGCGCGUACUUAUCGCACGAAUGUGACGAUGCAAGCGUAUUAUGUACAAUGGAGAGCGAGAUAAAAAGUGGUAUUUAUCUCAUGUCAGCUCGCUAGAGAUCGACAAAACUUUUUUUCCACGAAUACGGCUCAUGCUCCAUGUGGUGAUUUUCGUUUGUCAUUCGGUGUCACAUGUUAUACACUGAUGCGGUUCGUGUUUCUCCGAUAAGUUCGCAACAUCUCGUCUUCUGAUUACGCUCGAUAAUUUGAUUUACCCUGAAAAUACGGUGCAGUACGGUGUUAAUCGGAAUUAGAAACUUUGUCUCCUUCCCUCUCUCCCUUUCUUUCUCUCUCUCUCUCUUUCUUCCCCCUCUUAGGGUUCGGAACGUCACAACGCGCCGCACCACGACUCGGUUGAACUCGACUCGACUCCACUCCACUCGAUCAGGCUCGUAACAGUCGCGACUAAACUUGCGUGCAGCUCGCCACGUGCGUUCUCGAUGCAUCGCGCGAGUGUCUCGUAACUCGCGAAGCAGCGAAUUUUGCGCCGUGCACGGUUCAUUUUUCCAAAGCUCGCUUAACGAUGUGACUUUCCAAAAAAAAAAAAAUAGAAGAGAAAAAAGCGAUCAGUGCGUAGACGAAGCGAUAAAGAAACGAUGAAACGCGAUUUCUCUCGUUCGACAACAUUCGCCCGAAUUCGAAAACAUCGAUGAUUCAUGUCGAGCGUGAUACUCGCGAAAGAGAGAGGAAAGAGGGUAUGGGCAGCUCCGGAAUCUCAUGAUAAAUCGAAUUCAUCGAAGAAUAAACGCGCCUUUCGAGCAGCGUGAAAUCUUACGCGCUUGUUUACUUUAUAAUAGUGUGUUUUCUAUCUCCGUUCUCGAGUUCACGAUUAGAAAAUUGUCUUUAAAGCUGGACGGAUUGUAACGGAUUCAGUUGACUUUUCCGUCGUCGGUUUCCGUCUUGCGAACGUCGCGAACGGAACGAGUCGGGCAACUCGCGCGUAUACAUAUAUAUCAGGCGCGAUAAGAUGUGACCAGGGCGGGUUGCAAUCGGUUUCCCAGAGCGAAACGAGCAUAUUCGCCGAGCGUCGACGUAACUAGGCAGCUGCGAUCACUUGGUCGAUCAUACUUUAAAGCUCUCUCUGUAGCCCCAGUCCGGCCACGUGUCGAUGUUAUCGGAUAGAAUUCGCACGUAGGGUGCGAUUAUGCGAACGAGUUCAUUCAUCGUGCGGAUUCCAGCUCGCCGGAAGUGACGACGACUUCCUCGCUGCGUGCUAUUGGUGGUGGUGGUGGUGCGCGCACACAGUGUAUCCUCCAGUCGCGCGUGAGUGCAUCGUGCACGCACGAACGCACGCAACAAGCGCGCGUACACACGCGCGUACAUACGGACACGUGCGCGCGCGCGCUCGCUCUGACCUAGAGGAAGCAAAAGGAGAAGAAAGAGAGGAUGUCGACUCGCCGCCGAGCGACCGCGACCGCGUCGUGCGGCGAGAUGCAGCGUCCUGUUGUCGGUCGACGGUCAGUGGCUCUUUGAAGGUUUCGUCUUAUCGACGAUGGACAGGAUCGGUCGAGCGGACGAUUGUACGGGAGAGAUCGUGCUUCGUGUCGUUGUUAUUGUUGUUCCUCGACGCCGCGCUCGCCAGCACGAUUAUGCAGUUGAAGAAAGCGAUGCUUAAGAUAUUCGAUCAAUGCCUGCACUUGCGGAGCAUCGAGGAGCCGAGGAUGACGGCGGAAACGGCGGCUCCCUGCGUACAGGGGGUGCAAGGAGCACAGAGCGGCAUGGUCAACCAGAGUAUGUUGCAACAGGUGCAAGAUGGAAGUGGCGGCAGCGGUGGCAGCGGUGCUUAUUACUCCUCGACGUCGACGGUGUACGAUCCGGAGUACGCUCGUAUGGAGGCUUGGCUCGACGAGCAUCCCGACUUCGUUAACGAUUACUUUUUACGGAAGGCGACACGACAGACUGUAGACAUGUGGCUGGUGUCACACGCGACGCCGACUUCGUCGUCCAGCAGCUGCAUGGAGCUCUCCAGCCCGACUCACGGCGGCAACUCGUCCUCCGGACGUGGUGGUGGUGCCGGGGGUUCGGGAGCCACGACACCCGUGCGCAAGAUCUCGGCGCACGAAUUUGAACGAGGGGGCCUUCUCAAACCGAUCGUCAACACGAUCGACGGAACGCCGACCUUUUUGAGCGUAUCGCCAGGUGAGAUGGGUCAAUCGGGUAAUGCCCAGGUCGGAUCCGGUAACUCGAAUCGACCUCAGAGACGAUCCAGGCACGAGCUCAGGCAUCUCGACGAGAAGGAUCUCAUUUUCGAGUUGGUCAAGGACAUUUGCAACGAGCUGGAUGUGAGAUCGUUGUGCCAUAAAAUCCUGCAGAAUGUGAGCACGCUUCUCCACGCGGAUCGCGGCUCACUGUUUCUCGUCCAGGGCGAGAGAAGCGGUACCACCGUCAGUGUGUCGUCUUCUCAUGUCGAAAAUCACGAGAACGCCGUGAACGACAUUGAAAACGGGGUUCCGCAACGUAACGAUCAAUCCUCCUAUCCGAGGAGCCGAUGUCUAGUGUCGAAGCUCUUCGAUGUUUGUUCGAGAUCGACGUUGCUGGAGAUGGAAAAGAAAGAUGAAAUUAAAAUUCCCUGGGGCACCGGAAUCGUUGGCUACGUUGCUGAGAGCGGGGAACCCGUCAAUAUACCAGAUGCUUAUAAGGACUCCAGGUUUAAUCGUGAAAUUGACGCAUUAACGGGAUACCGUACGCGUGCCUUACUGUGCAUGCCUAUUAAAGAUUGCAAUAGUGACGUCAUCGGCGUAGCACAGGUAAUCAACAAGCUCGGCGGCGAAGGACAAUUCACAACGCAGGACGAAAAGGUUUUCGCCGGUUACUUACAGUUCUGUGGUAUCGGCUUAAGAAACGCGCAGCUUUACGAGAAAAGUCAAUUGGAAGUGAAAAGAAAUCAGGUUCUAUUGGAUCUGGCUCGAAUGAUUUUCGAGGAACAAAGCACGAUAGAGCACAUGGUUUUGAGAAUUCUUACGCAUACGCAAUCGUUGAUUCAAUGCCAACGUGUUCAGGUGUUGCUCGUGCACAAAGCUUCAAAAGGCAGUUUCUCGCGUGUCUUCGACUUUGAGGCAAACGAUCUCGCUGGCGAGGAUUCUGAUUCUCGUACUAGUCCGUUUGAAAGUAGAUUUCCUAUUAAUGUUGGCAUCACGGGUUACGUAGCGACAACCGGUGAAACUGUCAACAUACCAAGCGCUUAUGAGGAUCCGAGAUUCGAUCCGUUAGUGGAUGAUGGUACCGGUUUUAGGCAUCGUACAAUUCUUUGCAUGGCCAUCAAGAACUCCUCCGGUCAGAUAAUCGGUGUCAUUCAGUUGAUCAAUAAAUUCGACGAUUUGCUUUUUACAAAGAAUGAUGAGAAUUUCGUCGAGGCGUUCGCGAUAUUCUGCGGGAUGGGGAUUCAUAAUACGCACAUGUAUGAGAAGGCUGUGAUAGCAAUGGCGAAACAGAGCGUCACUUUGGAAGUAUUGAGUUACCAUGCAUCGGCGUCGUUGGAAGACGCGCAGCGAUUGAGGAAUUUAAGAGUUCCGUCAUCGGUGCAUUUUCAAUUGCACGAUUUCAAGUUUGACGAUAUACACAUGGAGGAUGACGAGACUCUCACCGCGUGUCUCAGAAUGUUCCUCGAUUUGGACUUUGUCGAACGGUUUCACAUCGAUUACGAUGUACUUUGUCGUUGGUUGCAGAGUGUGAAGAAAAACUAUCGAAACGUUACGUAUCACAAUUGGCGACACGCCUUUAAUGUGGCUCAAAUGAUGUUUGCUAUUCUGACAGCUACGCAAUGGUGGAAGAUCUUUGGUGAAAUCGAAUGUCUUGCGCUUAUCAUUGCCUGCUUGUGUCACGAUCUUGAUCAUCGUGGAACAAACAAUUCUUUUCAAAUAAAAGCCUCUUCGCCAUUGGCACAGCUAUACUCGACCUCAACGAUGGAACAUCAUCACUUUGAUCAAUGCCUGAUGAUCUUGAGCAGUCAGGGCAAUCAAAUUCUAUCGAAUGUUUCACCGGAAGAAUAUUCGCGCGUAGUAAAGGUUCUCGAAGAAGCGAUACUCUCAACCGAUUUGGCCGUUUACUUUAGAAAGCGUGGCGCUUUCCUUAGUAUAGCACGCAGUGGUAGUUACAACUGGGCCUACAGUGAUCACCGAGAUCUUUUGCGCGGAAUGCUGAUGACAGUCUGCGAUCUGGCCGCGAUUACGAAACCGUGGGAGGUCGAGAAAAGAGUAGCCGAACUCGUUAGUAGCGAGUUUUUCGAACAGGGCGACAUAGAGAGACGGACGCUCAACAUUACGCCUAUAGAUAUUAUGAAUCGAGAGAAAGAGGAUCAAUUGCCAAUGAUGCAAGUCGGCUUUAUCGAUUCAAUCUGCCUCCCUAUUUACGAGGCAUUUGCCCAACUAUCGGAUAAACUUGUGCCGCUCGUUGAUGGGGUCAGGAUGAAUAAGCAACAUUGGCUGGAAAUCGCUGAGAGCAAGUGUCAAGCGGAGAAUUGCACAAAUCACGAUAGGAUGCCGUCAACGUCGGUGUCUGAUAACGAGGAGACCAGCGAACAAGCGGACCAAUAGUCAUUAUAUUGACGUCAUUGAUUGCUAGAACGCACAAAACGGAGCCGUAGUGAUCGUCCUACAGUUACGUCAAAAAGAGAAAAAAAUACGGGAUAUAGUUUAUCUUUUACAGAUCGUCUCCAGUGGCAACUGGUUUCCUUGUCUCAAUUAUCAGGGCUUGUGUCCUGCGCGAAACAGGUGAUAUACAUACAUAUAUACAUAUAUAAUGUUUAUAUGUAUAACAGACUCUACACUACUUCAUUUCCGUCAAUUAGAUUUUUACGGAUUCCACAGAUCUGCUGAUCAAAUAGACCAAACAUUCAACUUUUUCGCGUUGAACUCGUGUAUCUUAAUCAAAAUUGUUCUGUAUAUUUAACAUAUAAGUCGAAAAAGUUAUAAAUACGUCGAUUGAACAAUCUUGCGAAAUACGAUGAGAAAGAUCUUUGUUCUCUCUCUCUCUCUCUGUCUUACCUUGUCUCUUAAUUCUCCUCCCUCCUUUCGUUUUCGCCAUCGUUCCCCCUCCUUCGUCCAUCUAUUUCUCUCUGUUUGUCUUCCUAGAAACUAAACUGAUCAAUCUCCAUAUACGCUACUAUUGUACCUGAUUGUAUUGUACAUAUAUUUACUACGACAGACUUUCGAUGUAGACAGAGAAUGAAGACAGGGAGAGGGAGUUGAUGCUCUAAAAUAUAUGUUGUACAAUAGUUUUCGACACAAAUCGACUCGUCUGAAGGACACAACUGAAUGGAACGGCGCCUAUACGCGCUAAUUAGAUUAUAUAUUUGUAUACCAAAGUGUAAAUUUAUAUAUAUAUCGAGAUCGAUUGCGACUACGGUCAGAUGGUAAAAUAGCAAUUUAAACGGUCUGUGACACAUGCUAAUUAAUUAAUUAGAAGUUAAUUGCGGCAGACAUGGUACCUGCCAGGCUUCUCAGUUGCUUUGUCUUUGCUUUCUAUUUCAAAAAUAGAUUCCUCCAAUCGAUCCUGACCCGAACAGCUGUUUUUCGUCUUUGCGUGGAGCUAUCAUAUCUUAUUAGAAUAAAUUAUACAAACAUUCAGCAACAAAUGACAGUACCUAUAUAUCUUUUAUUAUAAUUGUAAAGUUUAGCAUUUUUUUCAUGUGUGUUUUACUUUCUAUAUCAAUAAUAUUUAAUGAUAAAUAAUGUACGUUAAACACUUAUCAUAGAUACGACUCGUGUCUACGAUUUGAUAACAAGAGAAACAUGCAUAUCAUUAUGUGUUUGCUGAAACAGGAUAGCCUUCGUAUCUGUUAUCAUAUCAUAAAUGGAAAGCAGGACGCCUGUGGAUUAUAAGAAGGGACUAAUCUCGUAUUCUUGUCGUUCAACAAAUUUACCUGGCACAUAUACUAUGGCUACGAAAAGACGAGAAACAGUUUAGGCAUUUAGUAAUCGCAUGUGUGAUCGUUUACUUAUUAUAUAAUCAUAGCGCGUGACUUCCUCUAUAUGUUCCUUUAAUCCUGCAAUUUUUAAAGUGAUCUUUUUGUUUAUUUUUUACUUUAAUAUAUCCGACUCCAAGCGGUACUUGGUUCUGCGUCGCCCCCACAAAUAACGACGAAACGUGGGAUAAAGUGAUGAAAAUGUAACAAGUGUGAUAAAAUUUCCUCGUGUGCGCGUAACUGUAUAGCGCGGGUGUAUGCUCUCGAAAGGAGAAUGCAAGAGCUAUUGUACAGUUAUUUUUGUGUAAAUUAUAUCGUGAAAUGGCGCACCUCUAUCGUUACGAUAAUAACGAUGAUAGCGCGCAAGUCAUAUAUUAUAUAUAUACAUAUAUAUAUAUAUAUAUAUAUAUAUU
This is a messenger RNA of Formica exsecta, 6762 nucleotides long. Its product is annotated as dual 3',5'-cyclic-AMP and -GMP phosphodiesterase 11-like. The transcript has 15 exons. The record is from RefSeq and is a predicted model, not a curated record. NCBI's taxonomy places the organism in Eukaryota, Metazoa, Arthropoda, Insecta, Hymenoptera, Formicidae. Gene Ontology annotation, molecular function: 3',5'-cyclic-AMP phosphodiesterase activity; protein binding; 3',5'-cyclic-GMP phosphodiesterase activity. Gene Ontology annotation, biological process: signal transduction. The coding region runs from base 2037 to 4979 and encodes 980 amino acids.